This is a messenger RNA of Echinococcus granulosus, 759 nucleotides long. RefSeq lists its product as hypothetical. NCBI's taxonomy places the organism in Eukaryota, Metazoa, Platyhelminthes, Cestoda, Cyclophyllidea, Taeniidae. The transcript has a single exon. The record is from RefSeq and is a predicted model, not a curated record. Bases 1 to 759 code for a protein of 252 amino acids.
AUGCUGCGCAACAUCCGUGCUUUCUACGAGCUCUGCCUAGUGACUUACUCCACACGUGACCGAACUGAAGACAUCCUACGACUCAAAUUAGAUCCCAAUGGACGUCUAUUUAACGGUCGUGUGCUCUGUCGUGAGGACGUGUUGGCAGGUUUUGAGAAUAAGCGUGAAGCUCUAUUCGCGCAUCUGCCCCAGGGUAAGACAAACAAGGGUUUGAUGAAGGUGCGUCGCCUCAAACCUGGGUACAUUGUACGACCACCUGCCUGGCCCUACAUUGUCAUGCUAGACGACUUUCCAGCCGCAUGGUCCAAUUUCUCCUCCUGCAUCCCUAUCCGUCCCUUUCUUCUUGGACCAGAUGGAGGUGGACUCAACUCCAAUGGUAAAGCGUCGACCAAAAUCCUAUCCGGUGAAUGUGGAUACAUGCUCAGCGUUUACAGAUUUUUGGUAAAACUACACGCAGCAGUCUUCCAAAGAGUUAGAACACCUAUUGAGGUGGACAUGAAUUGUGCACCAAUUCGUGUGCGAGCCGAGAGGAGGGUAAUGGGUCGAAAGAACAGUAGUGGCAGCAACGGUCAGGCGCAUAUGACAGCCUUCUCGGCAUUGGUAUCCCUCAAGCGACGCAUCAACUCGGCUCAGCGUUUCCAAAACAUGUGCUACGUGGAUCCGGGUCAGCUACUCACCUUCGAGUGCAUCAGGACCCCCAAUGAACGACGAUCAAGGUCAGCAAUCAACCAGUCACACGUGUUUGUCGACUCGCAGUAG